Messenger RNA from Poecilia reticulata (guppy), 4891 nucleotides. RefSeq names its product limbin. NCBI's taxonomy places the organism in Eukaryota, Metazoa, Chordata, Actinopteri, Cyprinodontiformes, Poeciliidae. Gene Ontology annotation, biological process: smoothened signaling pathway. The record is from RefSeq and is a predicted model, not a curated record. Gene Ontology annotation, cellular component: plasma membrane protein complex; ciliary membrane.
CCAUGUAGGUUUUCUAUUUUCUAUUUGUGUUUCAUUCAUUGAGAGAAAUUAUCCACCUUUUGUAUAUGCAGUACAAGCCUUAUAGGCAUUAGCUGUACACUUCAAAAGUAGAUGACUCUGAAAUUGGAAUCUGAUUAGGGCUUUUAAUCCCAGAAUAAUUAAAAGGCUAUUUACGUCUUUUUAAUUAGUUUGAGCACCUGGAGCAUUUUAGAUAAUCGUAAAUACUAAGACUCAGCUGAAGAUUUUGACACCGUUUAAGAUUUAAAAACAAAUAAGCAUAUUCAAAGGAUUUUUUUUUUUUUUUUGGACAUUAGAAAAGAAAGCCCAUGGGGACCAUCAAUGCAAGAAUUUGUUUUAUUUUGAAAGGCUUAACAGGAAGCUUUAUGGUGUACUUCGUUGUUUUGUAAUUCUUAAAGGAGUAGUCUGUUUUUUCAUCUUUUCCAACUUUUCCAGACAUUUUUUUUACAACUAUAAUUUUGUCCUCGGCGAAGAAGUCUGCUGUAAACUGUGUGUCUAUUACCAAGCUGCGUCGUUAGAUUAAGACAACCAGGAACGAUGUUCUUGUGCGCUACACACCCUCAUACAUUUAUUGCGAAUAAAGCAAAGUCAAAUAAAUAUUUAGAAGAUUUUAGCCGCGGCACAAUGCAGAAACAAGACGGACAGUUAGCUAGGCGCUGGUAGCUCACUAAAUUACGGAUGUUUCGGGUACACUUAAUCGCACAAAGGCGGACAUUAUGCUCGUUUUUCUUUCAUAUCAAAGUUUUGUGUUUGUUUUCGCUCUUUUUGAAUGUUGGCUGCGGUCACGACGUGAAACUGUGCGACGGUGUCACCGAGGACAAUGAUGAACAUUAUUGCUAUAACGGUACCUCUGUGGGUACAAAAUGGGACACGACACCUUUUACCUCAGGGAAAUAUGGCAACCUUUGCACCCUUCAUGCAAAGCAUCAAGACCAAGAAGGAACGUCAGCCGGCCUGGCGAUGCUCAGGAUUAAUGGUAAAAUGGACAACGGGCUCCUGUCUGUUUAUGGAUGGGGCCCACCUUCGUCGUCGGCUCCCCUAGGGCCCUGGGGACACUCCAUUUACUCCUCCUUUAGCUACGUUUCAAACAUGUUGCACCUCAGAAAGAGCAGAAGCACACUCAUCAGACACACCCCACACCAGCCUCCUCCUCAGGUUCAGAAUGUUGCACCUCCAUUCUUCUUCGAGGUUAGAUUUUAUAAGUGCGCCCAGGUGAAGCCCGACACCGAUCCCCCCCAGUUGACGUUCUUCCUGCUGAUCCACAAUCUGAGCCCCCAGGGCGGGACCAACCUGUCUCAGGUGGCCGUACGAGACUCCAUAUCUGGGAUCAAACCCAUCAAAACUGAAGGCAGGGUCGUCGAAAGAGGCUACCAGACAUUUGCUAUCGAUUCACUGCUGGCCGGAUCUCGUGUUGUGGUUAAUUACACCGCUCACGUAAGGAGUCACAAGAAUGAGCUCCUUGAUCUUCCUGCUUUCCUGACCUUCUCCAAUGCAUCACAGAAUGACGUCAGUAUGUUUGGGCCACAGAGGGCCAAUCUGACACUGACAGUAAAUUCAACUGAUAGGAUUUAUCCCAACCAUGGAGUCCAUUUUGCUGGAUUCGUUGCUGGUUUCUUCAUCACACUGGUGCUGCUGUUGCUGGGGGUACUCGCCAUUAAAUUCACCAGUUCCAGGGAAAGAUUUUGCCUUUUUCAGCAAAAGAGAAUCAGAUGCCAUUUGGACCCCGAGUAUGCAGAGUCCAGCAUGAGUGAGACAAUCAAAGACGAGGCUGCAUUUGAGGACAAGAUGGUGGACGUCAUGGUGCUGGAGGAUCCACAGAACAUGUACCAAGCUCUGGAUAACCUUGAAACGUCUUCCCUGCUGCAAGCCUCCAGUAACCUGGAGGCCACCCGCAUUCAGAUGUACAAAGACCUGAUGUCCUGCUUGCUAGGGGGGCUGCGGUCACGGGCCCAGAUCAGCGCCCAGGCCCAGCAGAGGCUGCUCAGUGUGGUUCACGGGCAGCUGCUCGGAAUGGAGGGCCGCCUGAAGGAGGAACGUGGCGCCCGCAUGGCUGCCCUGGCCGGACGGUGCAACCUGGAAACGCACGAAGAGAUGGAGGCGGAGCAUCAGGAGCAAGCAGCUGAAAAGGCCCAGGUCGAGAGACUUCGUCAGCACGCGGACCAGCAGGAGUUUCUCCAAUGCAGCCGCCUCCUGGAGAAGCUACACAAGCAGAGCCAGAGUCACCUUCGCCGCGUCCUCUUGGUCCGGCAUGAAGAUGCUUCAGCGAAAGUCCAGAGAGAGAUCAUCGAGUGGCGGCGGGUGGAGCUGCACAAGAUCUUCUCAGAAGAGCUGGAGGAGGCCAUGAGGAUGGGCGAGUUGGAGAAGAGCACAGCAAAGAGACUGCAGCAUGAGUACUUCGCUUGUCAGGAUCAGCUGGAGGAAGUGCUGGAUGUGGUUGUUGCCAAUCAGCGGUACGUCCUGGCUGAACGCAGCGCUCAGAGGAAGUUCCUGGUGCACAGCCUGCACAGCCUGGAGGACCUGAUCUCCGAAACGUUCUCCAGCGCCUCCAGCAACCUGGACAGCUGGUUCUCCCACAUCAAGAGGGGGAGCGCUGUACCUUCAGAGCAGCUGGACCAGCUGCAAGAAAAGGCCCAGAAAGACGUCGUCAUGGUGAGGCAAAGACUGGAUGAGACCCUGAACCAGGAGAAGAGAGCGAUGCACUGUGGACUGAUCAAUAAGAGGAGAGAGCUCAUCUCGAACAUGUUGAGGGUCCACAAGCAGAGACAGAGGGAUUUGUCCAGCAUCACCAAAAGUCUGGAAGAGAAGAUGGACGAAGUGCACCAUCUGCAGUGUUGGCAGAACUUACUGACCGCUCACAGCCUGGAGCUUGCAGAGCUCAUCAACAGUCUGGAUGAGGAGGCUGCUGCCGACAUCCGCAAGGUGACAAUGCGAGGGAUCCAGGGAGUGAUGGCUGAUGUGAAAGCCAUCCAGCCUGCCGCGGCUCAGGCCGUGCUGACACUGCUGCCGCCGGGUGCCAAACACCCCGUGCUGCAGGUGGAACCCGAGGCGGGGCCUGGCAAGUCUGCUGGGCAAGGGGGCGGUACUCUUCUGCAGGGCCAGGAGAGGCUUCAUCAGGAAGGCAAGGCGGCGCUGCGCACCCUCAGCUGCACCAGGCAGUCUCUGCAGGAAGGCAUGGAGCAGGAGCUGCAGGAACAGAAGGAGCUCAGGGCUCACUGGAGAGAUUUCUUUCGGUGUCUGUGUUCGUCUCAGCUGACGCUGUCUGAGGACGACCGGCUCAGGAUGAAGCUGGAGUUUCAGAAGAGUCUGUCUGUAAUAGACCGCUGUCUGGUGCUUCCCCACGCCGUCUCCAGAACUAAACUCCAUGCUGCUCUGGCUGAAUGGAGAGCAAAGAGCGAAGAGGAGAUGGAAAAUAUGCAAUCCAAGGGGAAAAGCACAGAGGCCAGAAAGAAAGCAGAUACAUCUGAGGUGGUGCGUUUCCAAAAACGGCUCCAGGACAGGAUUGAUCUGUUUGAGAAAGAAAGGCAGAUGGAGAACAGUGUUAUGAACAAGGUGAUGGAGGAGAUGCAGAGGGAGAGGGAAGACUAUCUGCUCUGUCAGGCAGACAACCUGGCAAUGCAGAUGGCUACAAUCGUCUUCCAGAAGGCUGAGCGCUGGACCAGAGUGCUGGAGACGUCCAAGGCCAUGGUCACCCUGCAAAGCCAGCUCAUCCAACAGCUCCGGGAGAGAAAUAUCUCAGAACUGCAGGAUGUGGCUCAGAGUAUACACAGCCACUGCUUGAGCCUAGAAGAAGCAGAACAGCAGCUUCAGUCGGAGAGGACAGAGCUGGACAGGCUGGGUGUACCGUCACACAAGAUCCAGACCGUCUUUGAGGGAGAGGAGGCCAGAGAGGAAGAUGACGUGUUCGAGGUCCAGCCCGACUGCAGCAUGACGUCCAUCCUUCAGGACGCGCUUCACAAGUCUGAGCAGGUUGUUGCUUUGACGUUUGAAAGGUUUCAAGAGAUUUCCACCAGCAAUCAAGUCAAGGAAGAAUUAAAAGAACAAAUCGAGCUCAAAAGGCUUUACUCAAACUGUGACCAGGACCUGGAGUUCGCCUCCCAGCUGGUGAAGCAGAGUCGCGUCUCCAACGACGUUCUCCUGGAGGUCCUGCGUCUCCUCCUCCCAAGUCUGCCUGAGAGUGAGCUUCUCUCGCUCAGCGACGCGCUCUGCCGCAAACGACGUCCCGCUUCUGCUUUUGCAGAGCAAGAGCGCUCCGGCUGUGCCGGGGAGCAGAACAGAGCCGUUCCUGUCAGGCUGAGAGAAAUUGCGGUGCGGAAAACCAUCGUUAAUACGCCAAAUGGCGCUGUGGAAAGAGAGAGGCUGGAGGAAAAGAGGCGGAGCGCGGUGGAAAAGCUGCUCCCUAGAUCCCAUCUCCUGCGUCCCAGAGAUGACAGACUGUCGUCGCUAGCUAACGACAGAGGCGCGCAGGAUGUUUUGACGCCAGCCGCGCUCGUUCCGCAGCUGCGGAGCGACACGGCGGAGGAAACGGCGCACUGCCUUGCAGGGGAAAGCGUGACCUCAGAUUGCGGUGCAGCGGGCAGCCUUGCCUCCGGAGAACGCUUGUUUGUGUUUCGGGAUCCACCUGAAUCCAGCAACUCUGUUGUCGUCCCAGAAAGGAAAAAGAAGAGGAAUUUUCUCAAUUUCAAGAAAGGCUCAGUUGCUCCUGCAACCUGAGGCGAACACAGUGCCUUUUCUAAUGUUUAUGUUGUAAAAACAUGUAUAGAAAAAGUCACCAAUAAAUUCAUAGUUUUACUUUGGAGCUGAAAGAGCAUAUUUUUGUACUUUUCAUCAUGUAUGCAGCAUCUGGCUUUGUUUCAAUUAAAGGCAGCUGACGUUU